This is a messenger RNA of Bufo gargarizans (Asiatic toad), 5814 nucleotides long. It is a transcript of the gene SIGLEC1, whose product is annotated as sialic acid binding Ig like lectin 1. The record is from RefSeq and is a predicted model, not a curated record. Bases 68 to 5089 code for a protein of 1673 amino acids. The transcript is spliced from 22 exons. NCBI's taxonomy places the organism in Eukaryota, Metazoa, Chordata, Amphibia, Anura, Bufonidae.
GAGGAUAACAGGCCAGAUGAGGGACAUAUUCCUGAGAGUCUCUUGUUACAGGCGCUAAAGCAAGAACAUGUUGGUGCUGAGGUUUUCUCUUGUGAACCUUCUGUAUAUCACAGGAGUCUACUGCAACUGGGAAGUAAUUUACCCCAAUACAGCGAAGAGUGUCCAAGGAUCUUGUGCCCUAAUCCCAUGCUCUUUUAACUACCCCAGUGAUGUUCAAGCUCUGGAUGGAAUUGUCAAAAUUUGGUACAAGGACUUUAAUGGUGACCGAAAGCUAUUGUACCAUCCUACUGACCCCACAGAUUCUUCUUUUCUAGGACGAGUAGAAUUGGUGGGUGCGCCAGAGCCCAAAAACUGCACCAUCCUAUUGAAAAACCUCCAGACCUCUGACUCCGGGAUAUUUCAGUUCAGAUUUGAGGUUAUUAAUGGCAAUAAGUGGCUAGCUAAGACUGGAGUCAGCCUGGACGUUACAGAUGAUCUCCUUCCUCCAGAGGUUGUGUUUCCCCCACAAAUUGAUGAAGGCUCUUCAGUAACAUUUCAGUGCUCAACACCAUACUUUUGUCCAGAUGGUUCAGUGUCGCUAGAAUGGAUGGACUACCCUUCAGAGAGAUCAUACCUAUCCUUCAUGGUACAAAUGGACACAAAGGCUGUUCUUUUCACUAGAAACCUGACCACCAGCUUCUCCUGGACAGACCACCAGAAAAAAAUCCGCUGUGAAGUAUCUAUUGGACAGAAAAAAGCAAUGAAAGAAAUUACCCUCAAUGUUGCACAUCGGCCCAAAGAAGUGAAAAUCGUAUUGCAUCCUUCAGGUGGAAAUAUCAAAGAAGGUGACUCUGUCAGCCUGACCUGUCAGGUCAAUAGCAGCUACCCCUUGGUGACCAGCUACACUUGGUACAAGGAAGGACAGCAAUUUUCCAAAGAAAAGAUUGUAUCAUUCCACAGCCUAUCCAGAACUGACCACGGGGAAUAUCGAUGUGAAGUGGAAAAUUCUUUAGGCCAUGUAUCAUCGGAUAUACGUCGAAUAAUUGUCUUCUCGGCUAGGAUCGUGGUCUCUCCCUCACAAGGUAUGAGAGAAGGAGAGGCGGUGACCCUGACCUGCGAGGUUCCUGGCAUCAGACCUGAUGAAGUUCACUACAGCUGGUUUAAGAACAAUAUCUGGAUCAAACAAACUUCAGCACCAUCGCUCCACUUCCCAGGAGUAUCCAUCAGCGAUGCCGGUUAUUACCACUGCACGGUGCAAAAUGACAAAGGCAGCGACACUUCCCCUCCUGUCACAGUAAAUGUCAAAUAUCCUCCAAGAAUCCCAUCACUCUCAUCCUUCCUGGAGACUCAACACGGCAACUUGGCCAUAAUUCACUGUACUGUGGAAAGCAAUCCCUUCUCAGAGCUAGCGCUAUACAAGGAUGGGAGUCUAAUAGGAAACUCCAGUUCUCAUGGCACCCCCAGCGAGAGACUACAGGUGGUAUCAACUGGGAACUCUCUGAGCCUGAAGAUCCAGGACGUGAAGCUAUCUGAUGAAGGGCUGUACAGCUGCAGUGCAAAUAAUUAUUUGGGAAACUCAUCUGCAAGUCUUCAGCUGACAGUAGAAACGGCUAGAGUGGUCAUCACACCAUCGCCUGAAACAGAGGAAGGAAAAGAGGUCACCUUGACCUGUAUGGCAACCCGAGGCUCUGAGGAAGAAACCACAUAUUCCUGGUAUAAGAACAGCAGGAGUUUUAAAGAAGACAUGAAAGGGAAAGAGCUUGUCCUCCCCAGACUGUCCCGAACAGAUGCAGGUUCCUAUUUCUGCAAAGCUCAUGACACCAGAGGCACCAGCACCUCCCCACCGGUGACACUGCACGUGCUAUUUCCACCUAGAGACCUCUCACUAAAUUCACUUGUAUCAAGUGGAGGUAUUUCACAGGCGGUUAUUCGGUGCACCGUGGACAGUGAUCCUCCAUCACAGAUGCUCCUCUAUCGAGACGGGACUUUGCUGGCUUCAAGCACCAAAGUUAUUUCCAACAAAAGAUAUGAAGUUUCCCUUUCAACUAAUUCUUUACAGUUACAAAUCCAGAACGUUGUGUUUGAGGAUGAAGGACAAUACAUGUGCUUAGCAAACAACUCAUAUGGACAGAUGACGGGGGCCUUAGUAUUUUCUGCAGACACGGCAAAAAUUGUUGUAUCUCCACCUGGUGAUGUUCAAGAGGGAAGCGGAGUAAAUCUAACCUGCUUUCUCAAGACUAUGUCAGAAAACGUAAAGUACUCCUACACCUGGUAUAAAAACAACAUCCUAUACCUGGAAGGAUGGAGCAGCGUCUUAGAAAUGUCACAAGUCUCCAGUUUGGAUUCUGGUUUUUAUUAUUGCAAAGCGUGGAACAAUGAGAGCAGCAAGAGCUCAGCCGUGGUCAGCCUGAACGUUGCAUAUGGACCAAGGCAUCUCAAUGUGAUGUCCUUUCAAGACACGGCAGAGGGAAAAUCUGCAUUUAUUCGGUGUACUGUAGACAGUUUCCCAUCUGCUGAAAUGUCCCUUUAUAAAGAAGACCGAUUGGUUGCUUCCAGCAGAUACGAGGACUCUGUGAGAGAUGAGCGAUACCAGGUUACAUCAUCCCGUAACGAGCUGACUGUGAAUAUUAAGAAUCUAAAGCUGGAGGAUGAAGGAAAAUACAACUGUACCUCCAAAAACAGCAUUGGAUCAACUUCUCAAUCAAUGCAUUUCAAUGUGCAGACUGCAAGAGUUCUGGUAUCUCCAUCUAUGGAAGUUUGGGAAGGUUCCCAGGUGACUAUGACAUGUAACUUUUUGAAGUCGCAGUUGGAGGACACCGAAUACAUUUGGUACAAGGACAGCAAGUGGCUUAAGAAGACAGGAGACAACUCAUUGGUGUUUGACCAUGCAAAGGGCAGUGACACUGGGUAUUAUCACUGUGUUGUGCAGAGAACUGAGGACAGCAGUGUCUCUCCAUCAGUCUUCUUUCACGUGUCUUAUGGUCCACGAACACCAGUAAUGUCAUCAUUUUGGGAAGCACAGAACAACCAGAUUGGCAUCAUUCAGUGCUCAGUAGACAGUGACCCACCAUCCAACUUCGCUUUGUUCUUCAGAGGGAUGAUGGUAUGGUCAUCAAACUCCAAGGAAUCCCAGAGUGGCAGCAUAAGAGUAUCCUCUUCACGAAAUAGGAUGAAGAUGGAGAUCAGUGAAGUGAGGCUGGAGGAUGAAGGAUCAUAUCUUUGUGUAGCAAACAAUUCCGUUGGAGAGUCAAGAGCAACAAUCAACUUUACUGCACAGACCACCAGGAUUGUGAUCAGUCCCUCAUCAGUGGUUCAGGAAGGACAGGCUGUGAACCUGACAUGUGAAGUCACUACUGAUGAUUCAAGUGCAGUGACGUACACGUGGUAUAAAAAUGGCAUCAAGUACUCAGUAGGUUCCAUAACGAUCCUGCAGUUCAGUAAUGUGACCCGUGAGGACAGAGGAACUUUUCAAUGCAGUGUUCAGAGCCACCACGGAAUUAAAAGUUCCCAGUCUGUUACCUUGAAUGUUCUAUAUCCUCCCAAAAACAUGGACAUAAAAUCAUUUUUGGAUAUGGAGCACAGCAAGGUAGCCAUCAUUCUAGGCAGCGUCGACAGUAAUCCACCAGCAGAUUUGUCUUUGUAUAAAGAUGGACAACUCAUAGCUUCUUCAACCAAAGGAAGAAGGUCCAGCGAAAGGAUGAAAGCUUUCUUCUUACCAGACAUGUUGAGACUGGAAAUCACAAACAUCAAGUCCACUGAUCAAGGAAGCUAUGUUUUCACUGCCGAGAACACCCUGGGAACGAACCAAGCCUCCGUUAUCUUUAAUGUGGAAGAAGUCCAUGUUCUUGUCACUCCGUCCUCAGAAGUAAGAGAAGGGCAGAUAGUCGCACUGACUUGUGAAGUUUUAGAUAAUCCUGAAGAAAUAAUUAGUUACAGCUGGUACAAGAACAGUAGGUGGUUCCAAGAUGUCAGCGUGAGCUCCUUCGGGCUUGGAGCAGUACGUAGUCGUGAUGCUGGGUCUUACUCCUGCACAGCCCAUAAAUCACAAGGCUCCAAAACAUCUCCACCGGUCUCUCUAUCUGUACUAUAUCCGCCAAGGAACUUGUCCCUAACUUCAUUUUUAGAGCUUCAGGGAAGACAACUAGGAGUAAUAUUAUGCACUGUGGAUAGCAACCCUCCUUCACAAAUGUAUCUUUUGAAAGGAAAGGAAUCUUUAGGCUCCUCCGGUCUCCAGGACUCUACCCAACGGCUCAAACUGUCUUCUUCUCAUAACACAUUGAAGUUAGAAAUUGGAGACCUCACUAGAGAAGACCAAGGAGAAUAUUCAUGUCAGGCUCAUAAUUCUCUUGGGACUUUGACAAAAUCCAUAAGAUUCAUAGUACAAAGUGCAAGGCUAAUGGUAGUACCAUCUGAGGAGAUAUAUGAAGGCCACUCUGUGACCCUUAUUUGUGAGGUUCCCUGGACAACCAAUGCAACCUACACCUUCUAUAAGAAUAACAAGUGGCUUCAUGAAGGUUCUGAGAGGACUUAUGUACUGAUCAAUGUGUCCAGCUCAGAAACAGGUUCCUACCACUGUCUAGCAAAUUACUGGAGAGGGAACAUGGCCUCCCCCCUGGUUGGAAUAAGUAUACUAUAUGGCCCCAAGAAUCUGGUGAUAUCGUCCUUCUUAGAGACGCAUGAAAGAAAGAAUGGAAUCAUAUUGUGCAGCGUGGACAGCCACCCACCGUCCAUCAUUGAAGUUUACAAAAACAAUCUACUCUUGGGCAGCUCAGCAUUAAGACAGGCUGACCGAGGACAUAAGUACUGGACUUCUACAUCGUAUAAUCAUCUACGGCUGGAGAUAAGAGACUUGACGGAGGAGGAUUAUGGAAGUUAUAUCUGCAGAGCCAAUAAUACAAUGGGAACAGCAAGUUCAUCGAUAGACAUCAAUACAACAGACAGAGAGUCUCCAGCCUAUAAGGUCAUUUCCUGGCUGGCUAUCAUCUGUAUUUUGUUCUUGGUCUCCGGUAUCAUUAUACUUCUGAACUGGAAGAAGAUUAAAGAGAAGUAUUGGAGGAUCACAGACCAGGAACCUAUCGAGAUGGACAAUAAGGAACCAUCUCAGAGCUGAAAUAUUGACUAUGCUCCUCGGUGAAGACUCGGGAACGGCCAUUACGGUAAUCGUGGUGAACAUGAUACUUCAGUCUGUAUAAGGACAUCUAGAAGCUCCAGGACUCGUCACAUAGGAGGGCUUACAGAACUCUGGAUGAUACUUCUUCAGAUGUGGCCUGAACUGAGUUUUUCUUAUCACUUUAUCCAUAAACCAGUUGUGAAGAUAAUGUUGGACAUCUUCUCAAAGCUUUGCUGUAAAUCUACCCUGCUUUUUUAUAUUGUUCCUGUGGUUGCUAAAAGUAAAAUGAGACAAUUUUCUGAAUAAUCUUCAUUUAAAACAACCUACCAUUUGUGAGCUGAUGGUGCUGCUGAAUCUCAUAUAAAUCCAGCAGAGCUCUGCUACUAUUUCUGCAGUGGUGUACCUUCAAUGGUUCCAGACCACGUGACUCAAGGGGCUCCAGGGGCCCAGCGCUUAACUUCUUCUCUUCCAGACAUGAAAACACUAAUUUUUCAUGCAACCAGUAGGGGGAGUUUCAUGCAAAGAGAUUAUUACAGUAACUGUAUACAUUCCUCUACACAGAGCUCCCCCUAGUGGAAGCUGCAGGUCUCCAGUUUUGAAAUACUGUAUAUUAUGUGAAGCAGUGAUUUACAGCUGUACCGACGAGUAGUAAUGAGCGGCAUAGGCAAUAUUCCAAUUUGCAAUAUGUCACGACUUUUUUCACCAUAAAUUCGCAAAUUCUAGAA